Peronospora matthiolae is the source of this 909-nucleotide messenger RNA. Lineage: Eukaryota; Oomycota; Peronosporomycetes; Peronosporales; Peronosporaceae. The record is from the annotation of a GenBank genome assembly.
AUGGCCAGUAAGUACCAGAACUUUUUUGCCGCCCUUGACUCGGAUGAGGAGGACGCGCCUCGCGUGAGCAAGAAGGUGGCGCCGCCUUCCUCGACUCCUGUGGCACUGAACAAGCCUGCCGCUGGCAACAAGAAGGCGGGCAACAAGAAGACCUUUGACACGGACAAGAAGGAAGGCCGCGGACCCCGUGAGGGUGACAAGGCUCCUCGUGAGCGUCGUGAGGGAGGGGAACGACGUGAAGGAGGUGAAGGUGCUCGUGCUCCUCGAGAGCGUGGAGACCGUGGCCGAGGCAACCGUGGUCCUCGUCGGGACUUUGAGCGUCGCAGCGGCACGGGUCGUGGCAAAGAGACCAUCAAGCAGGGUGGGGGUGCCCACAAUUGGGGCAACAAGGCUGACCCGAACGAGCAGCUGGCGGAGGCUGAUGUGCAGGAGGGUGGUGCCAAGCCCACCUCGGAUGAGGAGACGGCUCCUGCUGGGGAGGAGGCUGCUCCUGAGGAGGAGGAGGAAGAGGAGGAGAUUCAGCUCACCUACGACGAAUACCUUGCCAAGCAAAAGGAGUCUCGCUCGGGCGAGCUCUUUGCGGAUGUUGAGGUUCGCCAGGUCGCCAACGAGUUCACGAGCGCGGUGCUGAUCACGAAAGAUGGUAAGACACCCGACUUUAUGGACUCGCAGUACGAGAAGGUGUACAGCAAGAAAACAUCUGGCCGCAAGAAACAGCUCAUCACGGACGUGGGCUUUCGCACGGAGAAGCCGGAGCGCUUUACGCGUGACUUUGACUCGUCGCGUGGCGGCCGCGGUGGUCGUGGUGGUCGAGGUGGUCGUGGCAAUGGCCGUACCGGUGGCCGUAAUGGCCGUGGUGGCAACGUUCCGAACGUGACGGACAUGAGCGCGUUCCCCAGCCUCGGCUAA